Molecule: messenger RNA, 4519 nt
Organism: Cylicocyclus nassatus
Lineage: Eukaryota; Metazoa; Nematoda; Chromadorea; Rhabditida; Strongylidae
Source: the annotation of a GenBank genome assembly
AGGAGUCGCCCGUAUCAGCGAGCGCUCUAUCGCUAAUAUGUGACCCAGCGAUGAAUAAAAUAUCGCACAAUAAAAGUCUCACAAUUUCUGUUGGCUGGGAUUGUUAUCGAAAGAAAGCCGAUUGUUGAUUUUUAAGCUGAAAAGUUCCCAUGCUGCGGCUGACAGAAUAAAGUGCUACACCUUAUUGAACGAGCGAAAGCAUUUGCAUUGAUUGACUUUCUUCCUGUAUGGCAGUUUCCUUCACACUUGAGGAGAGCCUUUUCAUCGAGAAAGAGGUAGCUUCAGAAGUGAAGGAGUAUUUGCUGGGAGGAUGUCGUGAAGAAUCACGGGGUUUUGUAAAAAGAACUGUAAGUACCAGCAGUGACGAGGACGCUGCCCGAGAUACCGAAAAGCCUGCCGGAGUGCGUGAUUGGGAUUUCUUAGCCGAAGAGGAGCCUCUAAACAGCGUCGUAGACAAUGAUGCUUCACCACUCAGUUGGCUCUCUCAGUGUUUUCUGGUCACAUAUAAUUCACUUGACUACAUGUUGCUGGUAAAUCGUCAAAGAUUUGCUCUUCUAAAUAGGUCUGUGUUAGAUCCAAAACAGUUUGAAAUAGUAUGUUUGAAGGAACUAGGUGACGAGCUAGGAUUUGCAGAAGAGGAUACAAUAACUUGCGGUUGCCUGUUUGGACUUGGUACCCACAGGGUGACAGAAACGCUUGAUUGCCUUAUAGUGGCACUUGGAAUGUCCAAUGGACACGUCGUUUUCUUCACUGACCAUGGUGUACUAUUAUUCUUCGAACAGUUCGCCAAAGAUGACGUUUUAUCUUUAUCUUUUGUGCGGACUGACGAUAGCCAACAAUUUACCGUUGUUACUUCUGCCGACUUUUUUGCUGUCGAACCUAUCAGUCUCCAUUCUACUCUUUUGAAAGCCAAAUCAGCGAUCGCCAAACGAGAAAUGAAGGCAGAGGAGCUUUCGAAAACGCUCGAACUUGAUGUGGACCAUAUGAAGCCUGAGAAAGGUGCAAAUGGUUUGCGCCAUGUCCUGUUCACAGGUGUUCACCAGCCAUCAGCUUUUGAACUAUACUCCACAGCAUCGUUCUCUUCAUAUAACGAAACGAUACGCAGUUCUGUGCCUCCACUUUAUUCAAUGUAUCUUUACACUUCUGACAGAAUAUUUUCGACUUUUGCUUGGACAACUGAUAGCGAUAGGAGGAAAAUAUGGGCUGAAGCAGUCAAGUAUGGUAAAUCGUUUGUCCCGCAUUUUGGCUUGCGUGACAUGCUUGGCUUCUCCAGCAAACCGCGCAAGAAAGCAGCGUUUGCUCAAGAAUCUUAUACAAUCACUACACGAGGAGCACUAGGAGAUUCUCGCCUCGCAGUUGAAAUUGCCCUAGAAGCAUCACGUGGCUUAGUGGCUGUUGUAGACCAUGUAGCUAGAGUGGUGCUUAUUGAUGUUUUGAAUCGCCAGAUAAUUCGUAUCUGGAAGGGAUAUAGAGAUGCUUCUGUUGCAUGGGUCACUUCAGUAGAUAAUAAGCAAACCGCCCUUUUUCUUGCAAUCUUCGCUCCUCGUCGUUCCUUGCUUGAAGUGUGGAAUGUGCAGAGUGGUGUAAGAGUGGGGGCAGUUCAUGUGGAUCCCGUUGGUGUAUUGUUGGACGGAGGGAGUGCUGCAGUUUUAUGUGGAACGCAUAGCUCUCUUUAUGAGCGCGAUGCAUAUUUUGUUGAUAGUCAGGGUAAGUUUUGCCGCCUAAUAGUGCCUUUCCAUCUCUCGAUGUUACGCAUCACUUCGCAAGAUCAACACGAUCAAUUACUUCUAUCAAAGUUUUCGCCCUCUUCCGAUAUAAGCUCCUUCCUGCCGCUGUUUUCCACACUGCGUUUACAGAAGUCGAAGAGGGAACUUCUUUUGAUGGUUCUACCUUACGUUACGGAACCUCGUAUACUUCAGUCUAUCCUGAAUGGUAUUGGAAAGUCUGAAAUUGGAGCGGGUCCGCUAAAAGAUCUUGUCGCUCUAUUGAAACGACUUCUGGGCUUAUACAACAAACUAUUUGGAUAUCACCAUCGAAAUGUGGAGGAAUGUGAUCUGCCUUCAACUCAUUUUGGCGAACAGAUCCAAGAGAUUCUGAGGAGACACUGUGCGUUUGAGCAGAUCUCGUCGACUCAAAUCAUGUCGCCAGGAGAGUUCCUGAAUUUUAUAGACUGCAGAUCAAGAAAUACGGCUUUUUGGGAAAGGAAUUAUCCUGACGCUGAUGUACUGCGCUUCGGAGAAUUCGUAUUUGCUCCCGUAUUGAAGGGUCAGAUUGACGUGGAAGAUUUUUUCGAUGUCGCUUUGCCGGACAUUCCAUUUACAAUGAACAGCUAUCCCGAGCUCCUGACGUUUGUUUUCACCAAAUCACAAUCACAAUUCGGCUUCACGGCGUUUCCAAAAUUAUGCGAAAUGCUAACAAAUUUUGAGCAGCAAUUUCCGGGAGUUUUAGAUAGAGCUGAGAAAACGGCUUUGGAAUGUCGCAAUCUAAAUCGAGCUCUCUUGUUGUAUGCAGCUUGUUGUGUUGUUAGAAGAAGCCAGACUAUGAAACAAGAAAAUGUUGCCGAGAAGGGAGAGGAUGAUAUGGAUAUGUCAGGCGGUGACGAUUGGGAGCCAAUUAAUCCAGCUCUUGAACAUGCUGAUUGUACCAUUCUUACAAUACAUACUGCUUGGUUAGCUGGAGAACUAGGCCGGCCUGCACCAUACUCGAAAGUCGUCGGUGCCAUCGGUGCAUUUUUACGCGAACAGAUUGCCUCGUUAGCAGCCUCUGAAAAAUGGAAGUCUGAUGCGCUCGAAGAGCACCUUUCGUCUUCUGCUCAUAUCGUAGAACUACGUACGCUACUUCCACACACUUUGAACUUAUCAUUGCUUCGUUGUGAGAUUGCAUGGGAGUUGGUGAGCUUGUGGUUCAAGGACAGCUACGAGAAUGGUGAUAACUUAGAGCUUGCCAUGGGAUAUUUGGGGUCUAUUGACUGCGCUCGUCUUCGACAUGGAGUCAUUUCACUGAUGUGGCAAAACUUUAUUCUCGAGCGAUUCAAGGAGGUGAUUUUAUUGAUCGAGAAGACUGGUCGUGCACCAAAGGAACGCGAAGCUCGGAAGCAGCUUCAUAUGCCGGAGAUUCGGGUGGUAGAAUUUCUGUCGAGAUGUCAUGAACUUUUAAAAAUGUUGAUGGAUGACGUCAGGGAUCCACCACCACCAUCGCAAAUACAACUAGAAGAUUUUAUAGAGAUAGCGCAGUCUCAUCCACCGUCAUCUUUACAAUCAUUAAUCACUUUACGAGAUUCUCUGGUGGAAUUAGCCAACCGACAAGCGCUUGUUAACUAUCACUUAGUCUUACAUCAUUAUCAUCUUGCCGUAGCAGCUGCCAUUCAGCUUUCAUCAGGAAUUCGCUUGCACAUACUUAGCAUCCUUUUCUGUCCUAUCGGACAACGUGCAUUUUUCCAUCCCCUAGAUUCACACCCACUUAUACCGCUUGAAAAAGUUGACGAUGCUGUAUUGGAGCGAAGACAUCAGUUUUUGGCUAAGAUAGCCGAGCAAGGAACAGACGUAGAUCGAAGGCUUGCGAGAGUCUUGUCAUGUGAAUGGAAUCUGACGGUUGACACCAUCCAGUCGACGCAAGUUUUAUGCCAUCUGCGAGCGGGACAAGAUGAAGCUGCUAGCAGAGAAAUGACCGGGAUCACUCAGACAGAGUCGUUCGUACAAACGAUGGCUAGACUGCUUGCUGCUCGCACACUUCGACUUGCUGAGGAGGAAAAAACUGUGCUGACUGGUGCACAUUUGAGUUUCUUGACUACCACAGCUGGGGAUGAAAGAAUGCGAGUUGACUGGUCGAACUCAGAUUGGAAGGAGGCUGUUCGGUCAUUUGGGAGGUUGAUUUCUGCGCUUUCACUACAACCCCAAUUUCUUGCACCAUUCCUUCGAAUAAGUGGAAUUACUACACAAUACUGGGCCAUUUCUAUCUUGGAUUGAUGCUUAUUUUUUCUAUACUAGAAUCGAGGAAUUCUGUUACACAGACCAUGUAUCUAAAUGUUCCUCAAAUUAUACAAUUACCAUCGCAUGGGCUUGUGAUAUGUACAUAGUUUUUUUUUUGUAUUUUCGGUUAGGGAUGAGAUGUUUGCUUUUAUCUCACAGUGAUUGCCAAAAAAAUGAAUCAGAUUUUUAUAUAUAUUGAAUGAUAACAACAAGAUAAGAUAACAACUCUCAUCACUGAUGGGGAUGUGCUAUCUGUUUUGGAAUUUGUACAUUAAAGUGUUCUACUUCUAUAGUCUCCCUACUUCUUUGCCAAAGGAUUUUUCUUUUCAUACCGUCCUGGAACUGGCACGCUGCGUUCCCAUUCUUCCACAUGAUUUGGUGGGAAACUGUAAAGCUGUCAUUGAGGAUGUCAUGAUUAGGAAGAUUUACAUGCUCUGUUUUUCUAUGAUGAUUGAACUUGUCAUUGCUAGAAUCUGUUCCGAACACUAUAUCAAAAUCUCAAAUCUGUUAGUUUACCCCAAUUUGAAAAUAAUCAGAUAAAAUGAUUCACC